CAUAUUUAUCCUUGCUAUCUUAUAAGGAAGAGACCUGGUUGGGUAACUUAAAAAUUAAAUAGGGGCAAUGUCUGACCUUUCCUUUCCGUUGAUUUCUCUCCUGUUUGUCACUGCUGAUAACAUUCCUUCCUACAGUCCUGGCAAUCAUGUCAGGAGCCAGUUUUGUAAUUAAAUAAGAAGUCAUUUCCUCUCUUCACACUUUGCCCAUUCUGUUUAAAAAGUUUGUAUUGGUUUGGUGUCACCUAUUGCUACUACGUGGGCUGUUUACAAACAGUCAAUGUCCCUCUUUUUCCCCCACCACUAAGCAGGCCUCAUUAGCUUUGGCCAUGUGUGUGUUUUGUCUGUAUCCAGGCAGAAGUAACAGCUGUAGUGGAGACAGCUAAACUCAAGCCUGGGGAUUUCAGCAGAAAUCCCCAGCUGUGAAGCCCAGCCAUGCAGUAUUGUGGGAUUUAAAAUAGGCCCAGUGGUCCUCAGUUCAAUCCUUGUACAAAAAAAAAUUCCCUGUCCUAGUCACUCCUCAGAAAGGAGAAGCAAAUCUAUUCAUUAACUAGCAUUUUAGUAGCAUGUUUAUUUUAGAAAGAUCCUCAAGUGAUGUAUACAGUGUACACACACAUCUUUGUACCCAGCUUUGAAAUGCAGCCAUCUCUGGGGUGGAGCAUGUCAGCUGUUUAAUGAAACAAUACUAUAUGAUGAUGCUUAGAAUAGGAAGUAAAGAAUAUAGAGUCCUCACCUUAUUAUUUUUUAUGGUAGUGCUGAUGACAUGGUGGUUGCUGACAUGCAAGAAGGAACAGCCCCCUGCAUCGAGGAACUCCCAGGACAGACAUCCAAAGAGCCAACUGUUGCCUGGGAAUAACUUCACAAAUGAAUGCAACAUUCCUGGAAACUUCAUGUGUAGUAACGGACGCUGUAUCCCAGGGGCCUGGCAGUGUGAUGGGCUGCCCGACUGCUUCGAUGAAAGUGACGAGAAGGAAUGCCCAAAAGCCAAAUCCAGAUGUGGCUCCACGUUCUUCCCCUGUGCUAGCGGGAUCCAUUGUAUCAUUGGCCGCUUCCGGUGCAAUGGCUUUGAGGACUGUCCAGAUGGCAGCGAUGAAGAAAACUGUACAGCAAAUCCCUUGCUGUGCUCUACUGCUCGAUUCCACUGUAAGAAUGGCCUUUGCAUCGAUAAAAGCUUUGUAUGCGACAGUCAAAAUAACUGCCAGGACAACAGUGAUGAAGAAAGCUGUGAAAGCCCUCAAGAAACUGGCAGUGGCCAAGAUUAUGUGACCUCAGAGAACCAACUGCUAUAUUAUCCCAGCAUCACCUAUGCUAUAAUUGGCAGCUCAGUUAUCUUUGUGCUGGUGGUGGCUUUCCUCGCCUUGGUUUUGCACCACCAACGAAAACGCAACAACCUCAUGAGCCUGCCUGUGCAUCGGCUGCAGCACCCUGUCCUCCUGUCCCGGCUGGUGGUCCUUGAUCAUCCACACCAUUGCAGCGUCACCUACAAUGUCAACAAUGGAGUUCAGUACAUGUCCAACCAGACCUGCCACAGGCCACUGGAUCUGGAUUCUCCACCAUCCUAUUCAGAGGCUGUGUUAGACCAAAGACCCCCUUGGUUUGAUCUUCCUCCACCCCCUUACUGCUCAGAUUCUGAAUCCCCCAGUCAGACAGAUCUCCCUCCUUACCGAUCUCGGACAGGAAGCUUGGUGAGCACAGACACUCCAGUGGCAGGAAGCCCCUUGAGCACAGGCAGCAGUCGGACAAGAGGUGUCAGUAACAGUAUGGACCAUCACAGAAUGCUUCGUGAGAGAACACCUGAGCAAAAUGACUCUCUGAUCAGUCCUGUUGCUGAAAGAGAAAUGUGACCGGGGAAUUGAAAAGGGUAUAUGGGUUAGUCUGCUGUGGCUUGUUACCGUCAGAGAUGGGCCUGAGCUGUGAUGUUCAGAAUGGGAUUUGAUCUGAAUCCAAAUCGCAUCUUCCCCAAGUUUUACAGGUGCUCUGUUUUGGUGUUUGGGCUCAUCAUAGGCAAAGACCAGAGCCAUGAGCUGAAGAUCCAGGUUCACGUCUGAACUGCCUGGAGUUGAUAGAGGAAGGGUUAAGUCUGGAGCUACGUCCUCACUACGGGGGGGG
This is a messenger RNA of Trachemys scripta elegans, 2106 nucleotides long. RefSeq names its product low density lipoprotein receptor class A domain containing 3 (gene LDLRAD3). Gene Ontology annotation, molecular function: protein binding. The transcript has 6 exons. Gene Ontology annotation, cellular component: plasma membrane. The record is from RefSeq and is a predicted model, not a curated record. The coding region runs from base 672 to 1841 and encodes 389 amino acids. Lineage: Eukaryota; Metazoa; Chordata; Testudines; Emydidae. Gene Ontology annotation, biological process: receptor-mediated endocytosis.